Porites evermanni is the source of this 6232-nucleotide messenger RNA. The record is from the annotation of a GenBank genome assembly. Lineage: Eukaryota; Metazoa; Cnidaria; Anthozoa; Scleractinia; Poritidae.
AUGCACACUGGUAAAGUGAAAGAGAUACUCGUGUCUUGCUUGGAUCAGACUACCCAGAAAUCUAUUCGAAAUAUUUACAGACACAUUGUGGGUUCUUACAAGACGUAUGUUAAGAAAGUUCUUCAUGGAAGGGCUUGGUGCGGAGCAAAGGUAGAAGAAGUGACCUGAAUUUUGGUUUUGCGAUAGUUUACGUAACAUCAAAACCAUGGAUGACCCUUCUGCGGUGAGAGACCGUUAGACAAAUAGACUAGGAAACAUAUUUUUGUUUAUUUUAUGUUGUAUACCAGGAACUCAUUUCAUUUUCUUUAGACAGCCAGUAUGUUUACGGUUUUGUAUUUUCAUCUCCGCCUUACAAUGUGUAAAGGGGCCAAUUAGUUGACCCUCCCUUCUUGUACUAUAAAUUCUAACGUUUGUAAAUUCUUAUUCGAUGUACAGUCCGCAGGCCGCAAGUUUGUUAUAUGUAUAGCUGUAAAAUCUGGCCUUCGUCAAAACUAAGAAAGCUGAUUAUUAGCCCUUUUUGGACCACAUUUUCUUCAUUUUGAAUUUUGUUUUGUGUGUUUUCUCAUUCACUUCCUUUGCGGCUCUGUCGAAGCGUGAUUGUUAAGUCGAGUAUUGUGUAUUCUGACAUCACCUAGGAAAACAGGGUAUUAUGCUCAAAAUUAUGCUCUGUUGGUGGUAUUAUGCUCCUAAUUUAUGCUAGACUAAAGUAACACUAUUUUACAUUCUUGGACUAAAUAGAUGGAAAAUUUAUACCCCCCUUUCUCUCCCCCCCCCCCCCCAAAACAAGAAAAAAAAAAUGGCCGAGUUUGGCUUUUGCGCGGCUCCUCCCUUGAUUUGGGGGGGUGUUUUUUUUUUUAAUUAUCUUUUCCACCAUGUAAAAAGGUAAUUGUGAAGGCAGGCUUUUUAACUGCAGAGUUUUUACCUUUUUUGAUUCGUUUUUAUUUUUUUUUAGAAAAAAGAAUUGGGAUAUUAGUAGAAUUAUAUUGUGUGUUUGGUUUUGUUAUUUUUAGUAUUCAGAUACCUAAAUAUACAAAUUUUUAUUAAUUAAUCCUAACACUUAGGGAAUUUUUACCCCCCUCUCACUCCCCCCCCCCCCCCCCAAAUCAAGGAUAAUAAAAUGGCGCAGUUUGGCUUUUGCGCGGCUUCAUCCUUGAUUUGGGGGGAUGCUUGUUAUUGUAAUUAUCAUUGAUGACAGUGAAAAACGUAAUUGUGAAGGCAGGCUUUUGAACUUCAGAGUUUAUACCUUUUUUGCAUCGUUUUUAUUUCUUUGUAGAAACCUGUGUUUGUUGGCCUUGGCGUUGUCAUGGUUACAGUAGCGUUUGGAUUGAUCACGUACUUCUUUAAAAAGCAAGGGAAAGAUGCAAGACCAGUGGCUCUUGAUCCACAGAAGAAGAUUCCUUUUAAACUCAUUGACAAAAAGGUGUUUAAAUAUUAAGUUGUGUUUUAUUUGGUGAAACAAAUAUGUAGCUAAAACAAGAUCAUUAAUGAUCAGGACUGUGCUGUAGCAGUGCCUCAAGACCCCUUGUAUUGGCAUUUUUGCCCUUGGGCAACAAGGAAAUCCAGAACCCCCAGAUUUCAAUGUGUUCCCUAUGAAAAAAAUAAUUUUAACUGUUGUUUGUUCUCUGAAGAUUGUGAGUCAUGACACGAGAAGGUUUCGCUUUGAGCUGCAGUCACCUGAACACAAACUUGGACUUCCUGUAGGUAUGCAUCUGUACAAUGUUCAAUUUUUUUUUUGGUGAAUUAGUAGAACUUAUAUUAUUAUUGGUAAACUAUGUUAUAAUGAGCAAGAGUGUUAUUACUUUCUUUCAAUGAGCAGUGUCUGAACAACAAAGAGUCAAAUUAGAGAAAAUGAUUGCAAAAGGCUAGCCUGUGAAAGCAUCCUUUUCUCCUUAGAAACGAAUACUUUCGCAGGCUAGCAAAAGGCAUCUGAUACCUUGGGACUAGUUGAAUGACUUGUAGCAGGUUUGCAAAUUUAAGCGAUAUAAUAAGUUGCAAGUUGCCGCAUGACGGGCAAGCAAAGAAAAACUACAAAUAACUAAAGUUUGGGCUAUGACUCAGUCAGAACUCUGGGAGAGCUAAGAAAGCAACAUUUGGGUAUUGUAGGUGAACUGCUGUUCUGAUUUUUAUCUCACCUUAUAUCAAAUUAGACGCAGACAUAGAAAUGCCUUUAAUGUUUUUAUGGACUUAAUUUACCCUAAUAUCAUCCUCAUUGUCAAUGUCUCUGUUUUCUUUGGUUUUUUGAUCAGGAAAUCACAUGUAUCUCAGUGCCAAAGUUGAUGAUAAACUUGUGAUCAGACCGUACACUCCUGUUACAUCUGAUGAUGAACUGGGUUAUUUUGAGCUGGUUAUUAAGGUAACUUUUUGACAGCUGACUAUUCAUUAACAUUGUAUCUAAAUUUAAACUUAUCUGUCGAGGAGAUUGUUUCUAUUUCCGUGAAGAAAGUAAACCUUAAUGUUUUGGCUUUCAAACCUUGUGGACAUGGCAUUGGUUACAUAGUGAUCAGGGCUUCAGUAUUAGCUGAAACCUUUUAUCUUUGUUGUAGAUUAUUAAUAGAGAAAAGUGUAAUUUCUUCAGAAUUAUCUUGUUACUUUUUUCAAGGAAGUUUAAUUUCUUCAGAAUUAUCUUGCUACUUUUUUCAAGGUUAUAGAACAUUCUUGGACUGAAUGACUGUUGAAAAUUUUCUUUUUAAUUGCUUAUUUCAUUACUUGAAUUUAUUUCUUUGUUUUAUCAAAAUUUGGACCUUUCUUCUUUUUGUUUCAUUCAUUUGUUUAUAGUAAAAUCAAAUCAAUCAUGUGUCUUAAUAUUAAUCAUUGUCUUCUCUCAAAGUCUUAUCCACGUCCCUUUUGGGAUGCUCAGUGCAGAUUAUGUGUGAAACUGAAGGUGGCACAGUGAAACCUCUAUUAAGCGGACCCCCAAUUAAGCAGACACCCCCUAUUAAGCAGACACUAAGCUGGAUACUGAAGUUAACAUGUUAUAUUUCCCUUCGUAAUGAACCCGUAUGCAGUGGACACCUCUAUUAAGUGGACGCAGACACUAAAAUUGUAUUUGGCUAAUUUCUAUUGCUAAUAACCUCUAUUAAGCAGACACUGGACUGAAUUGACAAUAUUGGAUUACGUCCUUGAAAUACAUACUGUAGUCAAUUAAUAAUGCGGAUAAAUCAAUACAUUUAGCUGUCAAUAAACUGUAGAUUAGACCGAAAGUCUCGCACAAAUUACAGCACAGCUUCCUUAGCUUCCAUGACAACAUGGAACUUUAUCACAGUACAGCAUAACCCUUGAAAGUUUAAUUGUUAACAAACAUUGUGCAAUUUUUACGAACCUCUGUGAAGUGGACACCUUCUUUUAAGCAGACUCUUGGGAAGGUCGCGGAGGUGUCCACUUAAUACGGGUUUCACUGUAUUAGGUUUAGGGUUUAGGGUGAGGGAUCCUUAGUCAUAUCUGCAACUUAAACCAUCUGCCUUUUGGUUCAGACUUUAAGCCUAAGAUGACCAAGAGAAUUGACCAAGAGAGAUACUGGAUACCUGGAUUUAAUACAUGUGUAGUGUGUAAUGAGAUGGUUUUUUUUUUUAUUUCUAAUCCUGUUCAAUAUUGUGUUAGGUUUACUUCAAGAAUGUCCACCCUAAGUAUCCUGAGGGUGGAAAGAUGUCCCAGUACUUGGAUUCUCUUGAGAUUGGUGACACUGUUGACAUUAGAGGACCAUCUGGAAAGCUGACAUAUGUAGGGAGGGGUAAGUAAAUUUUGUAUGGUGCUGUUCAACAGGGGAGGGGCUGGGGCAAAAGUCUUUCAUAACAUUCUUUUUAAAUGUGGCAAGCUUACAUUAAGUAAUCAUUUUGAUACCUCUCUAGGAAAAUUUGCAGUCAAGGAGAAUACAAAAGAUCCUGUGAAGUUCAGAACUGCAAAGAAUGUUGGCCUAAUUGCUGGGGGAACUGGUAAGACAGGAAAUUAUUAUUUUAUAUUUCAAUGUGCUUGAAGGCUACCUGAAGUGACAGUUGGCUCUAUGCAAUAUUAUGAGAUUUAGCUGAACACUAGUUGUCCCAGGGACCGGGACCACUGUACCAUGUGUUCCAUGCUGCCUGCAUUUAAUGCAAGCCUUCAUAAUUAUACAAUAAGAACUUUGUAAACGUACUUGUUUGAUUUUCAAACAUGCAUGGGUGGACGAGGAGGUCUUUGAUAGAGACAUGACUUAAUUUGGUCAAUUCUCUCUAAUACAUACACCUUUGAGACCAGCACUAUAUGUGCGUCUUAGCGAGAUGUCAGUCUAAUAGAGAGUCUGCUGAGUAAAGAAAGGCAGGGACCAACUCUAGGUGUCUGUCUUAGUAAGGUGUCCAUCUUAUAGAGGAGUCUGUUACGAAAAAGUUGACUGUGGAUAAUUUUCCAGCCAAAAAUGGGUUGUGUCUGAGCAAAACAUAGAGUUGAGAAGACAACUUGACCUGCAUCAGCCACAAAAUUAUUUCAAGGCCUGGUAAGAAAAAAAUCAUGCCUCCUAGCUUGGCAAGUCAUUUUCAGGUUGGAAGAGGAGGUGCUAGAAUGUGGAGCUACCAACCUUUAGCCCCUGCUGUGAUGUAGUGUUGAUGUUAUUUUGUUUCUUUGUUGUGAAUUCUUAAGGCAUAACACCCAUGCUUCAGAUCAUCAGUGCAGUUAUCAAAGAUAGCGAGGAUAAGACCAACAUUUCACUCCUGUUUGCAAACCAGGUUUGGGUGAUUUCCAUUCUUUCUUCUUAAAAUCAAAGAAAUGCACAAAAGUCUGGAUUGUGUUGUUAGUUAAAGGGUUCAUUCGAUAUUACUGUAAAUUUUCCUUUUUUAGACAGAGAAAGACAUCCUGGUAAGACCAGAGUUGGAGGAGUUAGCUAAGGAGUGCCAGAAUUUUACACUGUGGUACACCCUUGACAAGCCUCCUGAAGGUACAAGUCUUUUUGCUGCUGAGGGAGGAGGAGAGGGAGGCCAGGGAUGCCUGAGUAGUAUUGGGUAGCUUUGGAAUGAUCAAGGCUGUGCUCUAAGAAACGCUGAAAGGUGCCAAUGCACUGAGCCUGUGAAAUCCAGGGUGCCCAGCAUACAAUUUCUAUGAAAAAAAAACUAAGAUUUUGUAAUAACCCUGUUGCAAAAGUUAGGUGCCUGGGGCCUCUAGGUGCUGCAAGAGCACAACCUUAUGAUUAAUGUUGCUUGACAUAAUUGGCCAUUCAUGCAAACAGUAUUUUUCACACCAGGCAUGUAUUUCAAACUUGGCCUUGUAGACCUGACAUUUCUUUGAAUUUUCAGUUUACUUGGGCGUGCUAUUUCUUAGAUAUAGUUUGUUAACUCUUUUUCACGGCCUGUAUCUUACCCACAUAGCGUAAGCUUGUUACACCACAAAUAAACGCGUGAAGGGCUUAUUAACAAUUCAAAAGCCAAUAUUUCAUGUUUGCUUCAGAAGAAUAGUCACUCAUGGAGGUUUGACUGUAAUUGUAUUUUUUCUGAUUUUUUUUCCUAGGCUGGCCUUAUAGUUCAGGAUUUAUUAAUGACACAAUGAUCAAGGACCACAUGCCAGCCCCGGGACCGGAUACUCAGAUAUUGAUGUGCGGUCCUCCGCCCAUGAUCAACUAUGCUUGUAUUCCCAACCUAGAGAAACUUGGUUACACUCCUGAUAUGUAUUUCCCUUUUUAAGUGCAUCCUGAGCACUCUGCACAGGAAUACCAUCUUCUGAGUGGUUCUUCUGUUUUGUUAGCUGUUGAUAGCUUGUGUGGCAGAUGCUGAUAAACGUUUGUCGAGCGCAUGAAAGAUGCAGAUCCGGCCUACAGUCGUUUUGUACAACAAUAAAUCUUCUUCUCCUCUCUAGCUUCUGCCACGCAGGCUAUUGCAGAGAUUAGAUGGUCAAAGAAGAAAUGAAUUUAAAUGUGUUGUAGUUUUCACAAUCUGCUUUCACCUUCUCUUCAACUUGAUUUUCCUUGCUUUUCUUACCACCCUUGUCUUUCACUAUGGAGUCUACCAGUCUGCCACGACUAAUACAUGUUUGAUAAAAAGACAAGAGACAAGACUGAGUCUCGAUCAACCUGAAAAAUUCUCUAGCGAGAAAAAUCGGGAUGUUAAUUAAUUUGUUAUCUGUGCAGGUUGUUUCUCAAGUUAAAGAAAUUCCCAGUAUAAAUGAAUCUGAGACAUGACAAGCCAUUGUCUCCUUUCCUUGUCCCAAUUUUUUCCUCCACAACUGAAAAUCAGUCAUGUCGGUCGACCAGAUCUUUUAACUGUGGAAUAAAAUAAAC